This is a messenger RNA of Marchantia polymorpha subsp. ruderalis, 1940 nucleotides long. The record is from the annotation of a GenBank genome assembly. Lineage: Eukaryota; Viridiplantae; Streptophyta; Marchantiopsida; Marchantiales; Marchantiaceae.
GACUAUCCACUUGAAAGCAUGAAGGGGAGUGAGUGACAUCAUGCAAGGAGAUUGUGCUGUCGGACGGUGUAGCAGAUUAGGGACGGCUGAGAGCGUCUGAUGUAAGAAGGUCCAUGGAUAGAGAUAACACCGUUCAGCAACUCAGUGCCGAAAUUCAUACAGGCGCAAGACUGCCGAAAUAAAAUUCGGAUUGGCCGAUUGGCCCGGAAAGGGAGGGCCAUGUCAGGAAUACUGGAGUGGAAAGCUCGUCUCUUGGGAGGAGUCAGAAGCCAAAACUCAAGUAAAUGCCAUCUUCGUCUCUGCCAUGAACAAGGCAGGCAGGCCAUGUGUGCGCAUUGAAUUGCAUCAAUCGGGGCUCUUGCGAAUUUGGCAGCGCUGGAGUCUGGACCCGAAUGUCGAAGGAUCCGAAGCGAAAUUUUGUGGCCGACAAGCCAAACGAAAGCCACAUCUACAACAACAGUGAUACCGCGACUUGAAAAGAAUCAGAUGAAGCCUUUGGGACCGAAUCGCUGUCAUAAGCAUUGUCAUCAUGGUUCGAGAUUGAGUGGCCCUUGAAAAGAUUCAUGUGGACCAAGGUAUGAACCAUUUUCCUUGAAGAUGUUCAACGAACCUGCAGGGUUUUGCCUGAGUGAAUUUGGCCAGGGGUUGGAAUUUCAAGGAACUUUGAUGGACUUCUGACUCGACAGACAGAAUUGCCCGUGUCCAAGCAAGGGUUGAGGCGGGCUGGGGGCUCGACGGUCAGACGCAUCCAUGGCCCUGCGACAGCCCGCCAUGUGUAGGAAGGAUCUGAUUUAUAGCAGCAGUUUAGGGUUAUUUCUGAAGAUGUUGGCAGGAGAAAUGUUGUACCAGGAGUAUAUGUAUCUAAUGGGUUGACAUUAUAAUCCCAGUGUGUGCGGAAUGUAGAUCACCAGCUGUAGGGGCGGGGGACUAAUUAUUCUCUGCUCUGUACCGGAAGCCGGACUGUCUCGUCUUCAAUGCUCAUACUUUCUGCUGCUGGUUGAGAGGGAGGGCUGCGAUUCGGGGAGAGUUCUCUUCGGGCUUUAAAAAAAAUGAAGAAUGGGAGAAGAACAGGUUUUGCUCAGACACCGUGGGGAAUUCUAGGCUACUAAAAUACAGGACCGGGAAUCUGUCACGCGCUCUUCAAUUCCUUUGUCAGAAAAUGCUAUAGCUCUGACAGAGCCCUGUCUAAGGAUCAGAUUAUCUCUCAUUCCUGUCAGCGAACGUAAAUGUAUGCGAGACAUGCAUCUCUUAUCUUUUCCUUUCUUCUGACUCCUUUGUUCUUGGAGAUACUGUUUCUGCCACAUUGUCGUUGAUAGUUACAGUCCAUGUCCAGGCCUCUUUGAUGAGCAUAGUACUUGGGAUUUAGAACCUGUCGUACAUACAUUUUUCUACUAGGCAAGCAUAAGGUCUACACAAAUGGGAGUCCACUGCCAACGCCCAUUCAGUAAUGACCAGAGUCGUACUCUGACUUCCCAUCUCAUCCUGUACGUAAGCUGGAUAUGAGGAAUUGGAAUGAUCGUUCUCACUACAGUAUACGAGAGCCAGGCCAAUAAGCUGUGCAGGAUCUUUACUCCAAGAGCCGGAAAUAAGCUUAUUUUUGACCUCGAUCGUGACCAUGUUGGUGCCUUCGGUGGCUAGAAGCUCCAUGUUUCAUCGAGCCAUAGUGCCACUUCCCAGUGUGCUUACUGUUUGAAACGAUCGAUGUGUGCAAAAUAAAUGACUCAUCCAUGUUCUUCGAGCCUUGUGCAGUGAAGCACGUAAGGAAGUUGGAAGCACUGCGGGUAUUUUACUGGAAAUGAGUCAUGCGUCUCCAGUGUAUGUUCACCCGCGGUCGUUUCUGAGCUAUGAUUCGUGACCCUGUGUGCGUAUCCAUGGGAUAUUAUGCCAUAAAAAGGGCCAUUGACACAUGAUGUAGAGGUGAGAAUACUGGCAUUGAUGGU